This is a messenger RNA of Caenorhabditis elegans, 1020 nucleotides long. RefSeq names its product Serpentine receptor class r-10 (gene Y45G12C.10). The record is from RefSeq and is marked reviewed. Gene Ontology annotation, cellular component: ciliary membrane. NCBI's taxonomy places the organism in Eukaryota, Metazoa, Nematoda, Chromadorea, Rhabditida, Rhabditidae. The coding region runs from base 1 to 1020 and encodes 339 amino acids. The transcript has 7 exons. Gene Ontology annotation, biological process: detection of chemical stimulus involved in sensory perception of smell.
AUGCCCAUGCCAAGUGCCCUCCGCUACCUACAGUACACCGGGUGCGCGUUGACCGAGGUGCUCAGCAUCUACCUAUUCUUGCUAAUUUUCUCGAAGGCUUCCCUGAAAAUUGGCUCCUACAAGUAUUUGAUGGCGACUUUCACCGUUUUUUCAAUGAUCUACGGGAUUGUAGAGGUGCUGACUCAACCGGUAAUGCAUAUCGAGGGAACCGCCUUGAUAGUCUAUAUGGAUAGUUUUCUACGCUAUGAGAAAGUUUUGGGAUUUCAUAUUACAGCAUUCUACUGUUCCAGUUUCGGAGUGUGCGUGCUUCUCCUCUCCACACACUUUUGCUACCGCUACAUGGCGGUUUGUAGGCCCCACAUAGUCCGAAACUAUACUGGAGCCCGUCUCCUCUACUUUUUCAUCCCGGCAGCCGUUCUCGGAACAACUUGGCUUGUGACUGUGGAGAUUUGCGAACAGCCAACACCAUUUAAUUCAGAGUAUUUGAGGGAAAGUCUGAAAUUUUAUUAUGAUGAGGACAGUUAUGCCGUUGCUCAAUUGUCGGCAGUUUAUUAUUACUAUGACAAGUGUGGUGUUCUGGUAAUUCACUGGCUGCAAUGUUUCUCCAUAUUGAUCCUCUACUCGAUCAUGGGCACAUCCAUCACAUCCAUCGUACUUUUCGCGUUCAAAACCUACAAGACCGUCCAGACGAAUACCCUAAUGAGUGCUGCGACCCGGGAUCUUCACCGUCAGCUUCUAUUCACUCUUAUCAUACAAUCACUGGUGCCAUUUGUGAUAUUGUUCGCGCCAGUUGGACUAUUGUUUCUUCUUCCGUUCUUCAACGUGCAUUUGGGCUACUUUGCGAAUGCUCCCGGAGCUUGGAUUAGCUUUUAUCCGGCCAUUGACGCACUGAUCGCGUUGCUGAUGAUUCGAGACUUUCGAAAUGCGGUUUUCUGCAGAAAACACAACUCAAGUGCGCAGGUCACCGGAAAUUACGACAGUAUGACCAUCUCCAACUUCAGACGACAGUCGCAUAUGUAG